AUGACCAUCUCAAUAGCAAACCCGAACCUACCACCGCCACCCACAGGCAAGUAUACUGCAAAGUCACACUGCCGCCGUGUAGCGAAAUGGAUCGCCGACAAUGGCGGCCCAUCAUCAGGAAUUGUCUAUGUGGAAGGUCAGAGUAUGAAGAUGACAGAAGCACGCAAAGUGAAACUCGGGCUCCCUCCGCAACUAACAACAACUGAAAGACAACGACGGCACUUCUACUACCUCACAGGCUGCGACCUACCCGACUGCUUCUUUGCCUACGACAUCGCCGCCGACAAGUCAACAUUAUGGAUCCCACCCGUCGACCCAGAAUAUGUAAUGUGGGCUGGCAUGCCACUGCUGAAAGAAGAAGCACUGGAGCGCUACGACGUAGACGAGGUCCUUACGAGCGACGAGCUCCAGUCUGGAAAGUCCCUGCUUAAUAUGCUGUCUAAGCAAGAGACCAUCAUCAUGGUCAUCAAAGAUCGAGCAGAUCUCGCCAUCUUCCAUGCCGACGAAGUCCAAAAGCAAAAGCCAAAGAUCGACUAUGACUGGACUCGCAAAGCAAUCGAGGCUUGUAGAGUGGUCAAAGACGACCACGAGAUUGCCAUGAUCCGCCACGCUAACGUUGUGUCUUCCUAUGCCCACGAACAAAUUCUGGCUGCCGUGAAGCAUGCCAAGAAUGAGCGUGAGCUCAAUGCAGUAUUCGUCAUGCAUUGUCAUGCCAAUGGCUGCCGCGAACAGGCUUAUGGGUGUAUAUGUGCUUCGGGAACGAACGCCAGCACUUUGCACUACGUCCACAAUGAUAUGCCGUUGCAAGGAAGGUUGAACUUACUCAUCGACGCUGGUUGCGAGUAUAAUUGCUACUGCUCGGACAUCACGCGCACUUUCCCUCUGGACGGCAAGUUCACCAAAGAGAGCCGCGAAGUCUACGAUCUCGUCCUGCAUAUGCAGACCGAGUGUAUGAAGCUGAUUCGUGCUGGUGUAUUGUGGGAGGAUGUACACAUGAGAGCUCACACACUUGCUGCGGAGGGACUGCGUGAAUUGGGCAUCAUCGAGAAGAAACUCAGCACUUCAGAAAUUCUCGACAGUCACGUCACCACACGCUUCUUCCCACACGGUCUUGGCCACUAUCUUGGUAUGGAUACGCACGACGUUGGUGGCAAUGCCAACUACGAGGAUCCCAACCCAUUCUUCGCAUAUCUCCGUAUCCGCGGCAAGCUCCCAGCUGGUGCUGUCGUGACAAACGAGCCGGGCAUCUACUUUCGUCAGUAUCCAAUGGAGCAGGAGCUGAAAGAUGGCAAAUGGGAUGGCAUAGUUGACCAGGACGUGCUCAAGCGGUAUUGGGAUGUUGGUGGCGUGAGGAUUGAGGAUGAUAUUCUGGUGAAGGAGGAUGGAUGCGAGAACCUGACUACCGUGAAGAGUGAUUGGCAUUACAUCGAGUCAGCGGUGUCUAAGGGUAAUAUGGCGUAG
Molecule: messenger RNA, 1461 nt
Organism: Recurvomyces mirabilis
Lineage: Eukaryota; Fungi; Ascomycota; Dothideomycetes; Mycosphaerellales; Teratosphaeriaceae
Exons: 2
Coding region: 1-1461 (486 amino acids)
Biological process (GO): proteolysis
Molecular function (GO): metalloaminopeptidase activity; manganese ion binding
Source: RefSeq, a predicted model, not a curated record